This is a messenger RNA of Fusarium graminearum PH-1, 1215 nucleotides long. RefSeq lists its product as uncharacterized. Gene Ontology annotation, biological process: cell wall mannoprotein biosynthetic process; protein N-linked glycosylation. The record is from RefSeq and is a predicted model, not a curated record. NCBI's taxonomy places the organism in Eukaryota, Fungi, Ascomycota, Sordariomycetes, Hypocreales, Nectriaceae. Gene Ontology annotation, molecular function: alpha-1,6-mannosyltransferase activity. The transcript is spliced from 5 exons. The coding region runs from base 1 to 1215 and encodes 404 amino acids. Gene Ontology annotation, cellular component: mannan polymerase complex.
AUGCUUUCUUCCAAUGGUAGAAUCAGCUGGAAGGCUGCAAAGGCACACAUGCCCCAGACUAGGGCAUUGCGCAGCAACUUGACACGAUCUCGUUUGCUCCUCAUCCUAGGUUUAACUGGCAUUGUGAUGCUAUUAUACCGUGGUCUUCGAGGAGCACCUCCUGGACCACAGAACGUUCGAUGCUGGGGCCCGAAUAAGUCACCCAUGGAAAUGACGCCGAACGAACAUGCCCUAUGGAAUGCGCACAUGCAAACACCCGUCCUCUUCAACCACCACAAGCCUCUCAAAAUCGAUUCCUCCUCGAUCCAACAUAUCGAUCUGAACCCCAUCACCUCUAGCCCACAGGCUGUCGUCCGAAACGAACGAAUAUUGAUCCUUACGCCUCUGAAGGACGCAGCUCCCUUUCUGAAGAACUACUUCAAGCUCAUCGCCGAGCUCACAUACCCGCACCGCCUGAUCGAUCUUGCCUUUUUGGUAUCCGAUUCGAAAGAUGACACACUUGCCGUACUUGCUUCCGAGUUGGACCACCUACAAAAACGAAAGGACGAGGUUCCAUUCAACAGCAUCACUAUUGUCGAGAAGAACUUCCAUUUCCACCUCAGCCAGGAUGCGAAGCAGAGACACGGGUUUGAAGUGCAAGCGCCGCGUCGCAAAGCCAUGGCCAAAGCGAGAAACUACCUGCUAGCCACAGCUCUGAAGCCAGAGCAUUCGUGGGUGUACUGGCGUGAUGUUGAUAUUGAAGAGGCACCUAGACGAAUUUUGGAGGACUUUAUUGCCCAUGACAGAGAUAUUCUUGUACCUAACAUCUGGUUCCAUAGAUUCGAGAAGGGUGUCGACAUUGAGGGUCGAUUUGACUACAACUCAUGGAUAGAGUCAGAUAAGGGUCGAAAGCUCGCCAAUAGCCUGCCGAAAGACACAAUCAUUGUGGAGGGCUACAAGGAGUUUGACACAGGACGUGAAUACAUGUGUAGGAUGGGCGAUUGGCGCGAGAACAAGGAUGUUGAGCUUAAGCUUGAUGGUAUUGGCGGCGUUAACAUUCUUGUCAAGGCAGACGUGCAUCGAUCAGGCAUCAACUUCCCAGCUUACGCUUUUGAGAACCAGGCAGAGACAGAAGGCUUUGCCAAAAUGGCCAAACGAGCUGGUUACCAGGUCAUUGGUCUUCCCAACUACGUUGUCUGGCACUACGAUACACAGGAAAAGGGCGGCAACCUAUGA